UCCGUCUGUCCGUCUGUCCGUCCCCUUCAGCGCUGGGAGCUUCAAGUAGCCCGAGCACAUGCCAUGCGGGAAAUCUGCCAGGAAAAGCCAACAUUGCAUGGAUCGGAGCUGCUACCUCACCUUAGCAAUACGUUAAACAGCUGCACCGAUGAAUCGGGGGAUCUGGCUACGUCUCUGGCGUUGGAUGCUCUUUAUGCCUUGUGUGACAGCCACACUGUCAAUAUUGCUUCCACCUGGACGCUCUGGGCAGCAAGUUUCGCGGCGAACAGCGUCCACAGACCCUUAGGUCUCUGUACCAUUUCUUUGGCUUGGUUCCGCUGCUGCAGACACCCACACUGGAGUACGAGAAAGUUGCGGAUGAUGCCCUAGAGCAGCUGUGGCAGGCCAUCAGUCGACCGGGAACAAAUGCGGCACAGGUUCGCAAUGCUCUGGCAGCCCUAAAGAGCUAUGAGCCAGGAAGCACGCUCAACCUGCAGCACAUUCCGGCUCAGUUUCGUUUUGAGAUUGUCGGUGGAGCAGUGGGAGGACUUAGUGGCCGAGAGGUGGUGAAUCUGCAGAAAGAGACCGUCCCCGGCGAGGUGUGGGUGCAGCUACUACAGAAGAUUCGCCCGGAAUGUGGAGAUGCAGCAGCUGAUCUGAUUUCCCAUCACAUAAGCAACGAAAUAAACGGCUUUCGGAGCGGAGUCUAACGCCUGCCCGAGGGCAAGCCGGAGCCACGCAAGCUAGUGGGUUUGUUCGGGACCAGCCCGCUCCGUGCAGU
This is a messenger RNA of Drosophila miranda, 760 nucleotides long. RefSeq names its product focadhesin-like. The coding region runs from base 64 to 369 and encodes 101 amino acids. The record is from RefSeq and is a predicted model, not a curated record. Lineage: Eukaryota; Metazoa; Arthropoda; Insecta; Diptera; Drosophilidae. The transcript is spliced from 2 exons.